AAUAUGGACAAUUGAUACUGUAGGGUUUGUCGUAGCAUUAUUUUUUAUUAGAUAUCCUCUUAAAAAUUUCAGCAUAACCAUUUGAUGUUCUUUCUAUUCAAAUAACCAAAUCCAACGAGUGGUUAGGCGGAUCGUUGUCGGGGGGAAAUGACAGAGGGGGACUAAAACAGGAAGGAAUGGCAGCUAACCUUGCUAAGGAGUGUGCGGUACGGGUAGACGUUUCACAAUGUCACGUUUAAAUGUAUCAAACAAUUCAAUUAUAGCGAAGUUGUUUGAGCGCGUGUAGUGCACGGUUAGAAGGUUUACAUUAUAUCAGCAUCCAGAGUGUAGAUUUGCUGCAACGUCACUGCAAAGCAAGCGUUACCCUUUUUUGUGUGGCUAUUCGUGGAAAAUGAUGGUGGCUGUGGCUUUAGUAACAUUGCUACUGCUACACUGCUCGAGUAAGUACUGAUCGGUCAGGUCAACUGCAAUCAUGGAUCAUCAUCAACUUCAUCAUCACACACAAGGAAGCAUGUCACCAUCAUAUGUGCCAAGGAAGAGGAAGGCUUCCCAGCCUAAACAAAAAAGUGGUGUUCCACUACCAGCUAUCCAGAAGAUGCCAGAUAUGAGUGUGAUGAGCAUGAUUGUUGUUCCACCUAAGAAUGAUGACCCCCAUGCGCAGGCGACCCAAAAGAUGAAAAGGUCAUAUGGCAGAAAAAGGUCAAUGGGCCCACUGUAUGAGGAUCUUCAGAAUGUCUCUCUGGGUUCUGGUGUGGAGGAUUCAACCAGCGAGACGUCCUGCUGCUCCGUGGUGUCUUCCAGCCUGGCUGUAGCCAACGGUGAGCUGCCUCCUCCUCCACCAACCUCUGCCAGACUGCCUCACAGGCUGGUGGCUAAGGACUGCUGGCCCAACCAGGCCCCAGACACAAGCAGGGCCCAGGGCCGGGGUCAAGAACCACACCUGCCCUCCGAUUUUGCGAUUAAGAAAAUGCGGAGAGUGGAGAUGGACAACAACAGCACACGUUCUGUUACAAAUUUCCCUCAAGAAGUGAGACAGUCAGUUCCAGUUCCUGUUGGAGGUGGGCAUGUUCAUAGCCAUGUCCAUAGCGGUCACUCAGUGGGAGUUGGGCAUAGCAAUGUCUACAGCAGUCACUCGGUUGGAGGUGGACAUGCCCAUAGCCAUGUCGACAGCGGUCAAUUGGUUGGAGGUGGACAUGCCCAUAGCCAUGUCGACGGUGGUCACUUGGUAGGAGGUGGACAUGCCCAUAGCCAUGUCGACAGCGGUCACUUGGUAGGAGGUAGACAUGCCCAUAGCCAUGUCGACAGUGGUCACUUGGUAGGAGGUGGACAUGCCCAUAGCCAUUUUGACAGCAGUCACUCGGUUGGAGGUCGGCAUGUCCAUAGCCAUUUUGACAGCAGUCACUUGAUAGGAGGUGGACAUGCCCAUAGCCAUGUCCAAAGCGGUCACUUGCUUGGAGGUGGGCAUGUCCCGUGCAAUCAUUCUAUUGGAUGUGGACAUCUCCAGAGUAGUUACCCUAUUGGAGGUGUAACUAUCCAGAGCAGUCACAGUCACCCAGCAGAGCCUACCGAGGAAGAGAAAUCUAAAGUCUUCACAACCAAGAAGGAACCCCCAGUCUACCCCCCAGGAAGUCAAGAAGAGAGGUGGCAGCUGAUGAUCCUGGGCAAAGGGCGAGUCACGUGCCCCAAGUGUAAAAGUGUGAGCAGGAAGACUGUGGAUGGACUGAAGAAACAUAUGGAGAGCUGCCGAUUGCAUCCCUUCACGUGUCAGCAAUGCGGGAAACAACUGAAGUCUUCCACGGGAAUGAAGUACCACAUCAUGGCAGACCACAAUAACCUGCCCUCACCAGAUGACAUAAAUGGCCUGGAUGACCAGUCCAUGAAGGAAAAAUUGAGGAAGGUGCUGAAAAGGAUGGGCAAAUUAAAAUGCUCGAAAGAGGGCUGCACUGGUAGUUUCACCAGCAUCAUGGGUUACCUGUACCACAUGAAGAAGUGUGGGAAAGAGGAGUCUGAGCUGGAGAAGCUGCUUCUCAACUGCCAACACUGUGGCAAGGUCUACAAGUCCAAGGCAGGCCUGGAGUACCACCUCAAGUCGGAGCACGCACCAGUGCCUCAGAAUGCAGAGGAGGAGGAGGUGAAGGCCCAGAGAGAGCCCAACCUUGAGAGGACACCCAGCGGCCGGGUCAAACGCAUGUCAGCCCAGGUGGCCUUUUUCCACCUACAGGAGAUUGCUAACGACGAGCUGGCCAAGGAGUGGCCCAAGAGGAAGGUCAUUGGAGACCUUGUCCCAGACGAUAACAAGCUGAGAUAUGCCCGCCCAGGGCUGCCUGCCUUCAGUCAGGAGGUCCUUCGGAAGUGGAAAAACGAAGUGAAGCUGCAAAAAAAAGUGCAGUGCCCAAACGUGGGCUGCGGCUCGGUCUACACCAGUGUGUCUGGACUGAAGGCUCACCUUGGGCUCUGUGGAAGGGGGGACUUUGAAGCAGGGAAAUACAAAUGCCUGAUCUGUAAGAAAGAGUUCAACUCAGAGAGUGGGGUGAAGUACCACAUCAACUCUGUCCACUCCCAGGACUGGUUUGUGGUGACCUCAAAAUCCAAGAACUUUGAUAAGGUCCUGAAGACCAAGCCCAAGGUGCACAGCACUGUGAAUGACCCCACUGACCAGCUCCAGCAGCAGACCCUCCAUGUCUUCACCCCCAUCCUAGAGCCCUGGCAGGACAUGCAGAUGGGACCCCCACCAGCGGUGCCCGAGCCGGCCCUGCAGGUCAACCCUGAGGCAGUAGAGAGGAAGAGGAGGGGGAAGGGGAGAGGGAAGGAGAAGGACUGCUAUGACUUCACUGGCAGUGACCAUUCCAGCAGUAGCAGCAGUGGCAGCUCCAGCAGCGGAUCAGAGACCGAGGAGCCUGAGGGCCAGAAACACAACGUUGACCAAUGGGCACUGCAGAGACCCAGUAUCAUCGAGACCCACCCUGAAAUUGCCAAGCGACCCAGAAGCAACCUUUAGUUCGGUUUGAUCACCUGACUUCAGAUCAGUGGUCCUUUCAGGAGGGUGCAACGUUACAGAACGUUCAGAUAAAAAUGCAUUCCGCAUUGGUCCUGGGAUGUGUAGUCUGUGUUUCAACUGUAACUAUGAGAUCAUCUUAGACAACUUUUAAUGUGUCUUAUUAUUUUAAUAAGAUUUAUAACUUUUUUGUUUUCUGACAUGUUUACUUAGACUUUUUUAAACUCCUAUUACCGGUAGUUCCUCUACAGAUUGUGCCUAGUGUAUGGAUUUAUUAUUUCAUACAACUCCUUAUUAUAACUUAACUGUUAUCAGACCUCUUCUUUAAAAUGCAUAUUUAACCGUAGCAUGUGGUGUUAAUGUAGUCUGCAUUUUAUAUCAUGGAUUGUGAUAUGUUAACGCAGGAUGAAUUUGAAAUACGGUGGUUGUCGGUUAUAGUUGUCCGUGAUGUGUUAACGCUGCAUUGUUUGUGGAUGUACAGUCCAGAUGGAAAUAGGUGCAUUUGUCGUUUUAUUUACUCCCUUUGUGCCCCUCUGCUGUAUGAUUGUAUUUUGUUUGUUCUUCUCCUGUUGAGAUUUGCAGUGCGCUUCUGUUUAAGGUUUUGAAUAGAUUCAUCUGUUUUACUUUUGAAUAAUGAAGCUGCCCUUAAUUUUUUUGAUGAUCCCUAACUAAUUGAUUCUUAACAAUUGUGUUUCCCUGUUUGAUGGCUUAGAAAAUUUUACAAAGACAACCAAUGUCUUUCAGAUCAAAGAUUCUGCUUGCGUCCGUGAUUCCUGUAACAGAAACAGGCAUAGUGCAUGCACUUUUAUAUUGACUGAAAUGAACUGCUCAAUCUAAUCAUAGGCAUAUUCCCAUAACCCAACCUUGUGAAAGUUGACAAGCGUGCCAUCAUUUGUUUUGUCUGGCAUUAGACACUGCUUCUUGAGAUGAGUUGUGUUUAAUGAACCAACUGUUGUUAGUCAAAUGAAAGGGAACACACUUCAAUUCACCAUUUGUGUACAUUUGUAUUAAUGGAGAAACUAUUGUUUCAAGAUUAGAAAACUGCAUUAUACCUUUUUUUAGAAGUACUGUAUUGUGCUGCUAUUUUUAACGACCAGCAGUGUUAGCUAUAUUAACAGGCAAAAUAAAAAAUAUUUACAUAAUUCUACAAA
This is a messenger RNA of Salvelinus fontinalis (brook trout), 4146 nucleotides long. RefSeq names its product zinc finger protein 512-like. Gene Ontology annotation, molecular function: zinc ion binding. NCBI's taxonomy places the organism in Eukaryota, Metazoa, Chordata, Actinopteri, Salmoniformes, Salmonidae. The transcript is spliced from 15 exons. The coding region runs from base 473 to 2998 and encodes 841 amino acids. The record is from RefSeq and is a predicted model, not a curated record.